Leishmania mexicana MHOM/GT/2001/U1103 is the source of this 4359-nucleotide messenger RNA. RefSeq lists its product as hypothetical. The coding region runs from base 1 to 4359 and encodes 1452 amino acids. The transcript has a single exon. Lineage: Eukaryota; Euglenozoa; Kinetoplastea; Trypanosomatida; Trypanosomatidae. The record is from RefSeq and is a predicted model, not a curated record.
AUGACGCGGGCUCCAGCGUCCUUGCAGCUGAAAGGGCGUAGUGGGUCUUCAUCCGAAAGUGCGCAUCCUUCACGAUUGCCCCCCUACGGGGGACAUCCAAGCGACGCGCAGAGCGGGUUCGCGACGGCCUACACCGUGCCCCUCGGCGCCCCAAUCGACAUGGCGACACCGCUCAGUCCACUAAUGCAGCCCGAGCCCCAUAGUCUCCACAGCCGUAAUCUCAACCACAGCGGCAGAGCGCACAUGAUAACAUUGCAACUUCACUCCUCCGAGACCGGCAGCCUGCUGCCACAGAGGCCGCCGCAGCGUAACGGCGGCAGCAGCGAUGCGCGGGAGUUCGCAAACCAACAGUCGCUGCUGACUCUCGCCCCCCGCGACAAAGCGACGUUUUCGGCCAUGCUGCGCUCGGGGCUCUCCUCGCUGCCGCCGUCUCUGAAGGCACCGAUGCCACUGCUACAUCGGGCGAUCGAUGUUUCAGAGAUGCGUACGCCAGCUCACGUCACCGUCGAUGGCGCGCUUAUGAACGGGCAGCGAGAGCUGCCCACACCCGCUGACGCUCUUUGCAACCUGCUCCAGAAGUACAUAGAUGCGCAGCGAGCACUGCAGCCAGAUGCGCGGCAGCAGCUGGAUGGUGUGUCUGGGAAGCUCACGGUACCGCUAGACAUCCAGGAGCUGGUUCUUAGGCAAGUGCAGGACUUCGCUUUGCAGCUCGAUGCUGCGGCUCAUCCGCACGCGCCACCUUAUCAGCGGGCGGUCGUCGUUUCUUGGGACCAAGCCCCUGGCGCGGAGUCGGGAACAUGUGGCCCAUUGGGAGAUGCGGGGCCUCCGCCGCUGCUGUCGGCCCCUGCCGCGCACAAGGGCGACGACGUUCCCUGGGAUACCAUUUUGGGCUACCUAGCGGACUCCCCCACUGCAGCACACGCCACGCUGCGUGCCGUGGCCCCUGCGCCGCGGCGCCGACUCGAGCAGCUGGGGUGGCGAUGGAUGAUUGCGAAGGUCGCUAUGAGCAUCUGCUCCUUCAUUCAGGAGAGCGACGCGGGGGCCUGUGUGCGGGACGCGUAUGCGCGCUUGGAUGGGCAGGAGCGGCAGUACGUUGGGAGCGUACCAGUCGCACGCCGUACCCCGCUGCCCCCACCGUACCGGCUGACGAUGGCCAAGAACGAGCGCCUGCUUGAUGGCAGUGCUCUGCUGCACUGCGAGCGGCAAUCGCUGCUGCUGGAUUGGGUGUGGCGCGAGGGGUGGCUGCACCACCUCACAUGCACCCACCAUGCCUUCGUCCUGCCUCGUCUUUCCGGUGGCCGCACCGUGCUCUCGCGCAUUUGCGUCGACGGCGUCUUUUGCGACGUGCUGCGGCCCAAGCGGAACCGACUCGACGGCGCUGGUGGUGAGGGAAAAAGCGGAUCGGGCGGAGCCUUUACGACAUCCGGGGGCGCAGGGGACAUGAGAGCCAAGGCUGCUUAUGGCGCUCAGCUGACACCGUUGCCUCUGCCUAUUUUAGAGAAGCGACCUGCCGAGGCUCUCAGCGCAACGCGGAAGCUGCUGGACGAUGCUGUCAGUGCGAUUUCCCGAGAGUGGGCGCGCAGCGCAGCUGCAUCACGCUCUAAGCAGCUUCAGGUCACGUUGGCCCCUAUCUCACAGUCUUCUCGCGCCAAUACCCCGUCGUCUACUGUCACGGCGGCGAUGGAAAGCUCCCUCGCCAACCCACCUCAGGAGGCGGAGAGACACUACCGUCUGAACACAGUCACCGACCUUCCGCAUCAUCCGCACUACGGCCAUGCUUCGCUGCCCGUUCUUGUCGAGGAUGUGAGCGGCACCGUACAUUUGCUGUGCACGAACAAGACUCGACUAGACACAGCGGAGAUGCGGGGAUGGGUCGGUGCCUGGCUGCGGCACCACCACCGCCUGCCUCGCCAGCCCAUCUGCAGCAGCGCCGCCGAGUUCUUGCUUGUGCGGUCGCCUUCGGUGCCUCUACACGCUGUGGACAAUGAAGUCAGCGAAGGUGACCGCGUUGUGGGCACCACUGCCGCCACCGUCGCCCCUUCGCUGCAGGCAGACGUCGGCAGGACGAGGCACACCGACCGCACCUCGCCGAGGGGAGAGGAUGGGGCAGCACCCAAUCCACCUCUGUUGACUGACUCUGUGAGCCCGCCGAAGGGUGACUGGGAGGAGGACGAGGACGAGGAGGACUACGGCGCGGCGAUGCCGGAACUGGUCUUCACCCUGGACGGAUCGAGGGAUCAUGCAAACAUGGCCAACGCUGAGGGGCUCGCGGGCGUCGUGGCCGUCGGUGAAGCCGGGCACGCAGGGCGCGAUCCUGCUGCGGAAUACUGCUUUCGUGUGCGCCUGCAGGAUUGGCGCAACAAAAGGCACAGUGUGGUGCGCAGGAUGAACGAAGUUGACCCACCGUGGUUGAUGCUGGGAGACGCGUCAGGUCCUCAGCCACGACCUCUCGCGCUCCAUCUGACAGAGCAGCACAUACCGUGGCUAGCACACCAGCUGUGCCCUGACAGCGAGGGGGGCGGCCUUUUGGAUUUGCAGGAGCUUCAUCUUUUCGUAACGGAGUCGCUGCUGCCGCCAGGAUGGGCGGCGGCGUGGCGAUGGUGCAUGAGCGUGCUGCGGCAUCGCAAGAAUUUGCUAGUUCUGAGUGUGGCUGCACGUCCAUGGGCCCCAGUCAUGGCAGAGGGUGCGGCGUCGGAUCUGCACAGCGAUGGCGAAUCAUACGACGCGUCUGAGGUCACUGGGGUGUUGGGUGCCUUCACCGCCCAUGCUGCUAUGUUCACAGCGCCGCUGCAGGUGUUGAGCCUCCAGGGCGCCGUGGCGGACGCUGCCGCACCGCUUUUCUGCGAUGUGAGCUGUGAAGCACACACGGAGGUCGGCGAGGAGGGAGUAUCACCGUCUCUGGAGCGCCUGCGAGAGCUUUAUGUGAGCGUUCGCAGCGGCCCGAGUGCUGGGGGUAGCCCCUGCUCUGUCGGGCUUGACGACGUGCAUGUCACCGCUACCGUGUAUCCGGCGCUUCAGGUGCUGUGGCUCGACACGCCGCGCCUGCGCCACAUUCACCUCGAUGACUUACUUGUCCUGCGAGAGCUGCAUCUCAUCUCUGAAGCAACCUUUGCCUGCUCCACUCUACGCGGGGUGGAGCUGCUUCCUCACCUGGAGGUGCUCCACUUGGAGAGGGCUGUUAUCGACGACUGCUCUUUCUUUGGCGAUUGUCCCGCUCUACGCGAGUUGCUGCUGCACGCCUGCCGAUUGUCGCCUUUUCUGCCGUCGCUGGCGAUUGUGCCGGAUAGCGGCGGCGGACGCCUGGAGGAGCUGCGCGGCGUGGAGAGGGCGCCACGGCUCGAGACGCUGUCACUGUGUUACACGGAGGAGGUGAGGAACUUGCAGAACUUUGCUCGCUGUCGCAGCUUGCGCCGCAUCCUCCUCACCCGAUGCAACGGCAUCAGCUCUAGCUCCAUCGCGGGGCUAGAGGAUCUUCCUCACCUUGAGCUGCUGGCGAUGGAGUACACACGAGUGAGCGGUCUCUCGCACUUUGCGUCUACCCCGGCGCUACGCGUACUGCGCGUGGACGGGUGCAAGCGCGUGCUACACUCUUCUGUGAUGGGUCUGGAGAACGCCGCCCUUCUCACGGAGCUGUCUUUGAAAAGCACCAAUGUCUCGACGGUCGCCAACUUCGGUGGGGGGUGCCGUUCGCUCCGUUCACUGGACUUGAGUGGCUGCCGGCAUCUCGAUGUCGACGGACUCCAAGGGAUCCAGGCCCUGCCUCAGCUGGAAAUUCUCUGCCUUUCUCACAUGCCUAUCACGGAUGUCGACUUCCUCGCUGACUGCGUGAGGCUGACGGCGCUCUACUUGGAGGGCUGCACGGAGCUGCUGCCCACGUCAUUGGAGGGCCUCCAGCAUGCGCCACGCCUCCGCAAGAUUGUGGCGAACGGAUGCCCCACCCUGACGCGAGUGGGGCGUCUUGGCAAGUGCGCCGCCCUUGAAGUCUUCGCCGUCGCCGGCGCCACGGCGCUCACUGUGGAGGGUCUGCAGGGAAUCGAGCAGGGUGGCCACAUCGAGUACCUGGACCUCUCUUCCACCGCGGUGCACACGCUUCGCUUCUUGGUGGGCGGCUGCCGCGCCUUGCGCUACCUCUCGGUGAAGGGCUGCCGGAGAAUCACCAGCAUUGGCGCACUGCACGGGGUGGAGGAGCUUCCGCGGCUCCAGGCGCUCAACAUGGAGAGCUUGGAUGUACACGGCCCCCUCGAUUUCUUGGCGACGUCCACCUCUCUUCGCUAUGUGUCCUAUGCCGGGUGUGCAAGACUCUCAAGCGAUGAUGUGCAGGCGCUGCGCAGGUCGGGGGUACAAACGGCUAUUCCGUAG